Molecule: messenger RNA, 692 nt
Organism: Ambispora gerdemannii
Lineage: Eukaryota; Fungi; Glomeromycota; Glomeromycetes; Archaeosporales; Ambisporaceae
Source: the annotation of a GenBank genome assembly
AUGAGUCAAUACACUAGGGUUCCUAGUCAAGAGGGACAAGAUGAUGUUCAGGAAGUUGAGUUGUCUGCUCCGGCGCUAGAAUACACCAAUGAGAUAAUAGAAAGUGAAACAACACCGAUGGUUGCCGAACAGCAGAUUACUACAAUCAACAGUAGCUCUUCGAGUAACAACAGUAAUGACGAUAAUAAUGGCAAUGAUAUCAGUAAUAAUUCUCAAAACGAAAAUGAAAAUGUUGAUACUGUUAGAGUUUUGAAAUUGUCUUCAAGCACCGAUGGUGUUUGGUCUAAUUUGACAGCUAAACCCGAGAAAGAAACUGAAAAAGAAGAAUUGCCUCCGCCAUAUGAGACUGCCGCUGCCGAUGCAGCACCACCUUAUUGGGAAACUACUAUAAUUGCACCUGGGAUGAGUGGUGAUGAGAUCUUUGUUGAAGGUCUUCCUGUAGGAAAUGUGUUCAGUUUUGUAUGGAAUAUGCUCGUAUCGAUGAGCUUCCAAUUUGUUGGAUUUUUGUUGACUUAUCUUUUGCAUACAAAUCAUGCUGCCAAGAACGGCUCCCGAGCUGGCUUGGGUUUUACAUUAGUUCAAUAUGGGUUCUAUCUUCGUGGUAGAGCUUUACAAGAAGAAAGUUACCAAUAUUACGGUGAUGAUGAUGAUAUGAAUGAUAAAGAAAUGCUUGCUAGAAGUGCAUGGUUAAG